AUGCUGCCGCAUGGCCGCCUCCUCCCCCUGUUCCCGGAAGCAAUGCGGGUCUCGCCCUUCUCACCCGGCCUCCCCCCGCCCCUUCUCGUCGUUUUGACGCGAUUCCGCAGUGAGCUGAGUGUCAUGGCGCUGGAGAGCACCCGGGAAAUGAUGGAGGAUGGGGAGCUCAGCGGCUCUGACACAGACAUGAAGAUGGCGGCGCCGGGAGAGAAAGCUCCGCAGCAGAAACCUGGUUUAACCAAUGUAUAUGGAAGCUACAGGAGCAACGCUGCGCAUCCGUCCAGUGUACCCUACCGCAAUGUCAAAGGUUUGGACUCCAGCGAAGAGAGCUUAACUGAUUCUGAUGAGGAUGAAGGUACUCCAUGGAAACAUAAGCGUCAGAAGGCUUCCCACCCUCCUUGUGAGAUAGCAGUGCCAAUGCCGGCUUCCGUUUCCAGCCAAAAUGGCCAGACAAGAGGUGCAAAGAAUAACAUCUGGGGGGCAAUACUUCAGGAGCAGACCCAAGAAGCUGUGGCAACAGAGCUUGGGAUCAUGGACAUGGAUGGUCAGAUAGACAUGAGCAGGCAGUCAGAGACUUACAACUUUAUCCUGGCCAGAAAAAUGAUGAAGAAAGCAAAUAAUGAGGAGAAGUCUAAACUAGACAAAGAAUUGGAUGAGUAUAUGCACAAUGAUAAAGAGCGUGUGUCAAAAGAAGAGAAUGGGCAUUUGAAGAGGAAGAGACCUAUAAAAGAGAGGCUUGGUGAAAGGUUAGCUAUGGACUACAAAGGUCGAUAUGAAAUAACUGAGGCUGAUUCUGAAGAUAAAGUUUCCGAUGAAAUUGCAUACAGGCUUCAUGAACCCAAGAAAGAUCUAAUACAGCGAGUUGUAAAAACGAUUGGCACCAAGAAGGCUAUAGAGAUCCUUGUUGAAACUGCUGAGGUUGAGCAAAAUGGCGGACUUUUCAUUAUGAACGGAAGCAGGAGGAGAACUCCAGGUGGUGUUUAUUUAAAUCUUUUGAAAAAUACACCAAGUAUUACGUCUGAUCAAGUGAAGGAAAUAUUUUUUAUGGAAAAUCAGAAGGAAUACGAGAGUAAAAAGGCAGCAAAAAAGAGAAGACUUCACAUAGUUGGGAAGAAGAUGAAACAAGCCAUCAAAGGUCUUAACUUUCAAGAACAUGAUGACACUUCGAGAGAGACCUUUGCAAGUGACACAAAUGAAGCUUUAGCUUCCUUAGAUGAUGAAAAUGCUGAAAUAAAAGCUGACAUAGAAGAUGCCUUUGAAAUUGACCAUUCCAAUGAUCUUGAAACAUUUUAACCAGUAUGAUGAUAGGACUUUCGGAAGUUGUGGUUGUAUGUAAGCAUUGAAUUAUUUUUUUGCACUUAAAAGUGUCAGAAUACCCCAGAAAACAAGUAGGCUAAAAAGAAAUGACAUUGCUUAUUAAUUGCACAAUUUGAGGGUGUCGGUCUUUAUUUUGUAUGUUUAUGUUGUUUUGUCUCUUUGCCUUAUUUCUUUUCAUUACUAAAUAACUAACUUGUGAUAAUCAUUUACAGUGCAGUCUUCAGUUUACUUCCAAGUAACCAUAAAAUAGCUAGUGUCAGCUUUUGCUGCCAUCAGCCCAAUGGCUUUAUAGUUUGUUUUGUACACUUUCUACUGUUUGUUCUUGACUAAAUUUUUUGUUAUUGUUUUUCUUCUUACGGAUUUUGCAUUUUCUUCCAAUUUUUUUCUAAUGUUUAAUUUUUUGUGUUUUUUUGCAUAAACAUAAAAUGAACACUUAAGAAUGUAUGUAAAGUGACUCAAAAACAAGUUUAGUUAAACUGACAUCCAUUAGUGGUCUACUCAGUUAUGCCUUUUUCCUUUCAUCCAGCUUUGAAUGCAACAACGAAAUAUGUGCUUUCAUGUUAGAGGUUUCCCAUUUUUCCUGUGUGACCACAUUGCAAAUUAUCUUUUGGAAAGCAGCAUGCAGUAUAUUUCACCUGUGAAAGUAGAUAUUUCCCUGAUGAUAAAAGUAGAGGAAAACGUUUGUAAUUUCAUGUCUCUUAUACAUGAAACAAAAUUAAUAGGUGUAAAUAGUAUCCGCAUAGUUGCUAUGUUUUUUUUUUUUUUUUUAUGUUUUACAGUCUCAUGAUUGUUCAUUCUACUGUAAACUACUUUCUACACCAUAUUAUAUUUUGUUUCAAUAAAAUAUAAAAAAUCUGCAUAUUGAA
Molecule: messenger RNA, 2183 nt
Organism: Pseudophryne corroboree (corroboree frog)
Lineage: Eukaryota; Metazoa; Chordata; Amphibia; Anura; Myobatrachidae
Gene: PHAX
Product: phosphorylated adaptor for RNA export
Exons: 5
Coding region: 1-1293 (430 amino acids)
Biological process (GO): snRNA export from nucleus
Cellular component (GO): nucleus
Source: RefSeq, a predicted model, not a curated record